Phycodurus eques (leafy seadragon) is the source of this 534-nucleotide messenger RNA. It is a transcript of the gene rpl22l1, whose product is annotated as ribosomal protein L22-like 1. Gene Ontology annotation, cellular component: ribosome. Gene Ontology annotation, molecular function: RNA binding; structural constituent of ribosome. The coding region runs from base 78 to 467 and encodes 129 amino acids. Gene Ontology annotation, biological process: cytoplasmic translation. The transcript has 4 exons. The record is from RefSeq and is a predicted model, not a curated record. NCBI's taxonomy places the organism in Eukaryota, Metazoa, Chordata, Actinopteri, Syngnathiformes, Syngnathidae.
AUAUUUGGUAAGACGACUUUAGGCGUCGUUUCAUUGCGUCAUUUCCGGGUUCUUUCUUUCCGAUUCUUCCUUCCAACAUGGCGCCGAUUCGGCAGAAGAAGCGGAUCGCCGGCAAGAAGAGCAAAAAGGGGCCCGGCUGGAAGUUCAGCCUGGACCUGACCCACCCGGUCGAGGAUGGCAUCCUGGACUCUGCCAACUUUGAAAGCUUCCUGAAGGAGAGGAUCAAGGUGAACGGCAAGACCGGGAAUCCGGGCAACGUGGUGUCCGUCGGCCGCGUGAAGAACAAAAUCGACGUCACGUCUGAGAAGCGGUUCUCCAAAAGGUAUUUGAAGUACCUGACCAAGAAGUACUUGAAGAAGAACAACCUGCGCGAUUGGCUGCGAGUGGUGGCCUCCGACAAGGAAACGUACCAGUUGCGCUACUUCCAGAUCAGCCAGGACGACGACCGGUCCGAGGCGGAAGACUAGACCGCCACGACGCUUACUUUUUCGUAUGACAAUAACUUCGGAAAUAAACGCAACACAUUUCUUUUCA